UUCCUUCGCGACCUGCCAAAACACUUACUGCAACCACAUCGAAACCUCAGCCCGAAACGAAAUGGAACCAGCCACCAGCAACGCCUCGACCGUCACAACAGCCAGCCACCGCGCUAGCACCACAAGCGCACGGAUGUCAUCUUCUCGGGCAGUCUCGUUCACCACAGCAGAAAUCUACACGUUUGACGUUGCGUACGGCGGCAGCGCAGUCCCGAAAUUGACCGGUCCGCCCAUUGGACUCGCACCAACGCACACACACGUCACCUACACCGAUCUCAGCAAAUCCACGCAUUGCCGCCGAGGCACCGUGCGCAAGUUCAAUCACCUUGAACGCAUUGAAUUGCUCAAGCAAGCCGAGUAUCAUGUCCAGGAUAUCGCGACAUUCUGCGUCGAGGCGUUAGCGAUUCGCAAGUCGCGCGCUGACACCACCGACGAAGUCAAGGCAGAGAAGAAGGCCAUCAAGCGCGCAAGAGACGAGAGUUUGCUCGAGUAUCAGCGCGUGACGACAUUUCGGCGUCGUAUGACCAUGAUGGAUCCUGCCAUGGGACUGAGUGUCGAAGCAUAGCAAGAAGGCCAGAAUCUCAACGUAUUUAAUGGAAUCACUUCACUUGAUUCUAGCUAGAA
Aphanomyces invadans is the source of this 624-nucleotide messenger RNA. RefSeq lists its product as hypothetical. Lineage: Eukaryota; Oomycota; Saprolegniomycetes; Saprolegniales; Verrucalvaceae. The coding region runs from base 62 to 565 and encodes 167 amino acids. The transcript has a single exon. The record is from RefSeq and is a predicted model, not a curated record.